Messenger RNA from Mesorhabditis spiculigera, 420 nucleotides. NCBI's taxonomy places the organism in Eukaryota, Metazoa, Nematoda, Chromadorea, Rhabditida, Rhabditidae. The record is from the annotation of a GenBank genome assembly.
AUGGGCAUCUUCACGCAUCGCUUCCGCUUUAUUAUCGCAUUCGGAUCUUUUUUAUGCCUUGCCUCAAUUAAUUCUAACAAUAUUGCGAUGAAUUUUAUGUUUAUUUGUAUGGAAAAUGAUAUGGAGGGAGCGGUUGCUGAUGGUAAUGGUACGCUAAACAUGAGAUUACCAUUACUUAUUGCUGGGAUUUUAUCAAUAUUAGCGACGACGAUGAUUCCGAUAGCCGCUAGUUCCGCAUUCUCUUUCUUGUUAGUGCUGCGAUUGGUUCAGGGUAUAGGCUACUCAGGAGCAUUCACGGCCAUCGGAAAUAUUACCGCAACCUGGGCCCCGCCAGCCGAAACCGGGCUCUUCAUGUCGCUAUUGUCCUGGUUUAUCCCUGUCUCGACCAGCGUCACUUACCUGUUUGCUGGAUGGGUAGUU